UCGUCAUCUUUCAGACAAACAAAACAAAAACAAAUUCUUGAAAACAACACAAAAUGGAUCAAGACACAGAACGUGGAAGAAGCUGUUGUGGUUGCUGCUUGAGCUUCAUCUUCACAGCUGGUCUCACCUCUCUCUUCUUAUGGCUCAGCCUCCGUGCCGACAAACCCAAAUGCUCAAUCCAAAACUUUUACGUUCCUGCCCUCAACAAAACCCUGAAUUCACGAGUCAAUACCUCUCUCAACUUCAUGGUUCGUUGUGACAAUCCAAACAGAGACCAAGGAGUCUACUACGACGAUGUACGCCUUACCUUAUCCACGGCCAACACGACCAAGACCAAUUCCUCUGCUCCUCCUGUCUUUGUUGGUAACUACACAGUGCCUAAGUUCUACCAAGGACACAAGAAGAAGGCCAAGAAGUGGGGUCAGGUUUCGCCUUUGAACAAUCAGACGGUUUUACGAGCGGUUUUUCCUAAUGGAUCGGCGGUUUUCAGGUUGGAUCUGAGGACUCAGGUGAGAUUCAAGAUUAUGUUUUGGAAAACCAAGAGGUACGGGAUUGAUGUUGGUGCUGAUGUUGAAGUCAACGGUGAUGGAGUUAAAGCUCAUAAGAAAGGGAUUAAAAUGAAGAAAUCUGAUUCUUCUUUUCCAUUACCAAGAAGCUCUUUCCCUAUUUGUGUUUUGAUGAAUUUGCUAGUCUUCUUCGCUAUUCGUUGAUUGAAGGUCUCUUGGAUUUUAUUUUGAUUUUCAUAUUGUUGAUUUUUAAUUAUUGACUCUUUCUAUCAUGAGUUUUUUUGUUGUGUGUUAGCUCCAGUUUCUUCAUAUUAGUUCGACCAAUGACUUUUAUUCCCUUUGUUGUUUUUGUUUGUUUCAACUAUGUAUUAGUUCCCAUCAACCAAAUUCUAUUUGAAAUCCAAUUAUCCAUUUUUAAA
Molecule: messenger RNA, 925 nt
Organism: Camelina sativa (false flax)
Lineage: Eukaryota; Viridiplantae; Streptophyta; Magnoliopsida; Brassicales; Brassicaceae
Product: protein NDR1-like
Biological process (GO): defense response to other organism
Cellular component (GO): plasmodesma; plasma membrane
Source: RefSeq, a predicted model, not a curated record